UGGGGCCAGGUGCCGCAAUCGUUCACCCGGGAUGCAGGGCGGAGUCGGUGUGUGUGCAGGACGCUGCCUCUGUUGCUUCGUAUCUCACCUCAAAUCUUGUUUCCAGCAAUACCCUGCCUGGAGCAUCAGAAGAAAUUCCAGGAUUUGUGCUACGAGUUCAUGGAGCAGCAGGCGAGCUUUGAGAAUGCUCAGAAGCAGUGUGAGCGAGAAGGUGGGCAUCUCGCCAUUAUCCAGAACGAGGAAAUGUUCCAUUUUCUGCAGAACCAGAUGUCAGUCAAUAAGAAGUGGUGGAUUGGCUUAGUUUUGUCUGAAAUAAAAUCAAAUCAGAGACGAGAUGCCCCAGUGGUAUCCUGUCUGGAUGGAUUGGAACAAAUACAGAGUGAUGUGACUUCUGGACAGGAGCCAGAUCUAUCACCCAAGUGUGAUUACAUUUCAUGGAAGAAUGGGCAUCAGCUGUGGGGUACCACCAGGUGCAGCAGGAAGUUUUCCUCUAUCUGUGAAUUUGGUUCAAUCAUAAGGGAGCAAAGUCCAAUUAAGCAAAAGAGACAUAAAGACAACGAGCAAGAAGAAAAUAUACGUCCAUCAUCUCAAACGGAGAGAAACUUCCCAUCAGAAUCUAUCGCCAAUACCAUUUAUCCAUCACCUUCAUUCAGUAAAAAAUUUUACCCUGCAAGGCCAUCGCCUGCAAGUAAUUCCAUUCAAACAGUUUCACACUUUUCCUCUUCAAGGCCAUUUCCUACAGGUUCAACCAUAAGGGAGCAAAGUCCAUAUAAGCUGACAGAAAAGGCAAUGCUGUAUUUCUACUGCAUAUUGAGAAGUGUGGAUGAUUUGAUAAAAGUGGAAGAGGUGUCGGCAUUUCUAGAUCGACUGAUGAAAACCAGCAGUAAUCUGACAUUAACAGUUCAAGUAAAAGCCAGUGAAGUGCUUCUCUUCCUGAGUAUGCAGUUGCUGCACCUACAAGAUAAAGCUCAUAACUCUUCCGAAAAAGUAAACUUGGUCGCCAGUUCUUUGUUUCAUACAGUGGAUCAAAUGUUAGAAGCAAUGCAGUCAGAACCUGCGGCAACCACCAACACAAGGGACAUGAUGAUGAAAAUGACAAGCAAUCUGAUGCAGUCGCUGGAGAAAAUACAAGAUGUAUUAUUAGCCACAAUAAAGGAAGGAGAUAAACCGGUUACGAUGCAAGGACUGAAACUUAGCAUGUACUUGAGCAGGAACAGAUCAGUUGACCUACCGAGUAACACAGUUUCUACCCCAGAACCCGGCCGUGUAAGCUUCACCUUUCCCUCUCAAAAUGCUAUAAAGCACAUCAUUGAUGCAGAUUCUUCAAUUCAAAUCAAGCUGGUUGGUUUUGAAUUCAAUCCCUUUUUAUCGAUUGGAGGUAAACAACUCACCGGGAAUGUGGGUAGUUUAAGUCUGCUGAACUCUAAUAACUCUGAAGUAGCAGUCUACAAUUUAUCAGAGAACUUUGAGAUUAAUCUUUCCAGGAAUAAUGUAACCAAAGUGUUCAAAUCAUUUAAAAAUCCCAUGAGUGUGGAGCUCAAUGUCACUUCAGAUGAAGAUACAGUGGUAAUCAACAUAAAACCACAAGAACAUUACCCACUGCAGCUGUUCCUUGGCUUUCAGUAUAGACCGACUGAGACAAAGUUUCAGCUUCAGACAGUGCUGCCCAUUCUAGAUGACAAUGGAGAUCCCAUGUAUACCUGGAUUCUGACUCCUGGAAUGCUAACACAUGGAGUAGGAGUUUACUAUGUGAUGAUCACAUCUCCUACAACCUCCCAGGCAGAGGUCAUAAACUACACCGUCAAUGUCUUUACAACACAGUGUUUGUUCUGGGGAGGACAAAAUUGGUCAACUGAUCAAUGCCAGGUUGGACUAAAGACAACUCCUGACCACAGCCAUUGUCUUUGUAACCACCUAACUUUCUUUGGCACCACUUUCUUUGUUAUGCCUAAUGCACUGGAUUUGACCCAGAUACCAGAACUGUUCACUCAAACCAGUCAAAACCCUGUGGUGGUGUCACUGGUGGCCAGCAUCUUUGGUGUUUACAUUAUUGUUGUUGUUUGGGCUCGAAUAAAAGAUCGAAGUGACUUAAGGAAGGUAAAGGUAACAGUCCUACAGGAUAAUGACCUACUUGCGCAAUACUGUUACCUGAUCAGAGUUCACACCGGCUUUCGCAGAGGGGCAGCUACCACAGCUAAGGUGGUAAUUCUGCUCAUGGGCUCAGAGGGACAGAGCGAUCCUCAUCUCCUGACUGAUCCUGAGAAGCCUGUCCUUGAGAGAGGUGGAGUUGAUGAAUUCCUUCUGACUACUUUCUUUUCACUGGGAAAUCUUCAGUCCAUAAGGUUGUGGCAUGACAAUUCAGGAUCCAGUCCUUCCUGGUAUGUGAAUCAUGUGACUGUCGUGGAUAUUAAAGCAGGCCAGCAAUGGCACUUCAUCUGCAAUUCAUGGCUGGCAAUCGACAUUGGUGAAAACAUCUUGGACAAAGUAUUCCAUGUGGCUUCUGAUGUGGAACUGAAGCGCUUCCAAAAUUUGUUCUUCAUGAAGAUAGCUGAAAGCCUGACUGAUCAACAUAUCUGGUUUUCAGUCAUUGAGCGUCCAGCAAGAAGUCCCUUCACCCGGGUUCAACGAGUUUCCUGCUGCUUUUCACUCCUCCUUGGUUCAAUGCUGACCAACAUUAUGUUCUGGGGCACUUCACCCAAUGAGUCAUUGCAGUACACAACUCUGGGUGAAUUCAGUCUUUUCAUGAGAGAGUUAAUGAUUGGGGUUGAGAGUGCCUUCAUCAUGUUUCCCAUCAAUCUGGGAAUUGUACAGAUUUUCAGAUCCCUCCAUCCCAGUCCAAGUGAGACAAAUGCAUUAAAAUACAAAAGCACACAGAGUUCCUUGUCCACCAGUUCCAAUGCAGGUUCGCUUACUCCUGAGUCUCUGUUGCAGGAUAUUAGACAGAUCAUCAACCUUAUCUCCAGGACCCUGGAGGAUGGUGUACCAGCCCUGGAAGAGGAAGUCAAUAAUGCUGGUGAUAUCAAUCAGCUUUUAGUGCUAUUAGCCAAUGUUCUUCAGAUGAGUGUGGAACAGCAGAAAAUGGACGAGAAUGAAAAUACUACAGAGGGAAAUCCCACAACUGGUUUGAAGAAGCAGAGCCCCAAACUGCAAUUGCACUGUCUGUGCACAUUGUUGGAACAAGUGAAAAAGAAUUUAAAUCAGAUGGGUAUGAAUAAGUUCAAGAAUCCUUACAGUCAAAUACAUGCAGUUGAUCAGGAAGUGGAAAUUAAAUCUCAUUGUAUUAAACUCUUUUGUGACAGAAGUACUACAGCAGCCUCUGAGGGAUUGAACUGGCCAUCAGCUCACCCUGACCGUCAGGAAGACAGGAUUAGACAAAGGCGAUUUAAUGGGCUGCCCUGGUGGUUUGUGUAUAUUGCUUGGUUCUUGGUGGUUGUAACAAGUGCUACAUCUGCCUUCUUCACCAUGUUAUAUGGACUAACGUAUGGUAAAGUUCAGUCAAUCAAGUGGUUAAUCUCCAUGGCAACAUCACUGUUUCAAAGUGUGUUUAUUCUGCAGCCAGUAAAGGCUCUUUGUACUGCUGCAUUUAUCGCUUUGUUUGUGAGAAAAGUAGAUCAUCAUGGUGAUGAACAGACAUUCCACCUGACAACAAGGAUAGAUACGAAUGUUUUAUCAUCAGAACGAAACAGUAAAAUCUACCAUCCACUACCAGUUCAAUCUGUAGAACACAUGAAAGAGAUGAAAAGGAAAGAGAAGAAAAUGUAUGCUCGGAUCCAGGAGAUUCUGGUUCAUUUGGUGUUUAUCUCCUUGUUGCUGACUAUUGCUUAUGGAGAGCAAAAUCUCAAUUCAUUCCACCUCAACAGAAUUAUUAACCAAACAUUCAGUCCUUCCUUCAACAAUAUCCAAAGCAUGGAUGACUUUUACAUCUGGGCCAACAAUCUGUUACUGCCCAAACUAUAUGGAAGCUAUAAAGGAUUUAUAACUGAUGGCUACUCAAAACUCCUUGGAAGUCCUCGCAUUCAGCAGCUGAGAGUAAAAAAGCAUGAUUGUCCUGCAUUGAAAAUGUUAAAAAGUAUUGUUAAAAAAUGUGAAGUACCCUACUCUUUUGAUGAGGAGGAUAUGUCAAACUAUGGUGAGCAAUGGACAAGUAACAUCACAGCACAGGCCUCAAAUCUCAGUUAUGUCUGGCAAUACCAAUCAAAAUUACAGGAGUAUCCAUUCUGGAGAAAUCUUGCGUUAUACAGAGGAAGUGGUUAUGUAGCUGACCUGACUACAGAAAUAGAGAAUGCUUCCAGGAUUGUUAAAUACUUAGCUGAAAACAAUUGGAUAGACAGUUACACAAGGGCCAUCUUCAUUGAGUUCACAGUAUACAAUGCAAAUGUAAAUCUGUUCUGUGUCGUCAUAUUAACACUGGAGACGAAUGGCAUAGGUGCCUUUAUAACUUCUAUCUAUCUGGAAAGCAUACAACUGGUCCACAAUAGGGAGAUUACCAUUCUGUUUUCUGCAGUAAAGAUUGCAUUCAUGCUGUUCGUCAUUUAUUACAUGGUAGUACAGGGAAAACUUCUCAAAAAGCAGAACUGGAAGUAUUUCAUGGAGAAAGCUAAUCUGAUGGAAAUGUCCAUUAUCCUGUGCAGCUGGAGUGGAUUUGCACUGUUUCUGAAACGAUUAUUACUUGAAAGUGCAACUCUAAGUAAUUAUCUCAAAAAUCCUCAAAGUUACGUUAGUUUCCAUGGGUUGGCUAUCAUUAACACUGCAUUUAAUUACAUCGUGUCUGUAUUGGUGGUACUGAACAGUCUGAAGCUCUGGUGUAUGCUGCAUCUGAACCCAAAACUGUAUCUACUCACAUCUGCAAUGCAGAGAGCCUGGAAAGAACUCAAAGGUUUAUUUCUUAUUAUGGGACUACUACUUGUGGCCUAUUCCAGUGUGUCCUAUGUGAUGCUAGGUCCAUACUUACCAUUGUAUGCUACAUUCUUCAAGGCUGUUUUAGCAAUGCUCAGUCUCCAGCUGGGAUACUUCAAUUAUGAUGAGGUGAUGGAACUUUAUCCCAUCGCAGGUGUAAUUAUCGUGACUACCUCCACCAUCUGUAUGACCUUCUUGGUUUUAAACCUCAUUCUAACUUUGCUUCUGGUGACCUUCACAGUGGAGCGGCAUUCUCCAACACCAUCUGAAGAUCAGGAAGUAAUAGACCUACUGUUGGAGAAACUCUAUGGCCUCUUUGGAACUCGCAGCAAUGGGAAAUCCUCUCAUCGGGAAAAGCAGACAUCAGAGUUCUAG
This is a messenger RNA of Pristis pectinata (smalltooth sawfish), 5271 nucleotides long. Its product is annotated as polycystic kidney disease protein 1-like 2. NCBI's taxonomy places the organism in Eukaryota, Metazoa, Chordata, Chondrichthyes, Rhinopristiformes, Pristidae. Gene Ontology annotation, molecular function: protein binding; calcium ion binding; calcium channel activity. The coding region runs from base 160 to 5271 and encodes 1703 amino acids. The record is from RefSeq and is a predicted model, not a curated record. Gene Ontology annotation, biological process: detection of mechanical stimulus. The transcript has 33 exons. Gene Ontology annotation, cellular component: membrane.